CGCUUUAGUCACGCUAAUGUACAUGUUCCAAACCAUUUUUCUUUGUUGAAAAAUUCACAACAUUUUUUUCUUCCUUUAUUAUUUUAGUGUUAUCCCAAUAUUAUUGCGGAUUUGAAAAAUACAUUUUUUUCCAGCGAUAUUAAGAAGAAAUACUAGAAGUACUAGAAUAGAAGAUAAAUACUAAAUACUAGAAUUUAAGAAGAAUACUAUUUAAAAGAAUAAAUACUAUUUAAAAGAGUAUCACUAAUCAGUGUAAAAUGAGCAAUGGCACAGCUAAUGAUGUUUCAACAGUUAAUGGGUAUUCAGAGAACCAUGCUGCACCUUCAGUCAAUGUGACUGAAAUACACUUUAAAAGGAACCAAUUAAUUGGAAGAGCAACUCAAGUGUUUUUCCCAGAAAAGCCUCUCUACAUUGCUAGAGGAAAAGGGCAGUAUCUUUAUGAUGAAAAUGAUGUCCAGUAUCUUGAUUUAAUGAACAAUGUUGCUCACGUUGGUCAUUGUCACCCAAAAGUUGUUGCAUCUGGAUCUCAUCAAAUGUCAAUAUUAAGCACAAACUGUCGCUUUCUUCAUGAAGAUAUUAUUAAAGUUGCAAGUAAGCUUACUGAAAAAUUGCCAGAAAAAUUAAAAGUUUGCUUCUUCACCAACUCAGGUACUGAAUCAAAUGAUCUUGCAAUGCGACUUGCUGAAACAUACACAAAACAUAAAGAUGUUGUUGUUAUUGACGAUGCUUACCAUGGACAUUCUGUGUCGCUUAUUGAUAUUAGCCCUUACAAAUUUAAACUUCUUGGUUUUCAAAAAGAUUAUGUUCAUGUGGUGCCACGUCCAGAUGUUUAUGAUGGAAUGUUUAAGGGAGAUCAUAAUGAUCCUUUGAUUGGUGAAAUGUAUGCAGAUGAAGCAAUCAAGGUCAUGGAUAAUGCAGUUAAAAAUGGUAGAAAGAUUGGAAUGUUUAUAGCUGAAUCAUUGCUAUCUUGUGGUGGUCAGACUAUUUUGCCUAAUGGUUAUCUAAAAAAAAUUUACAAACAUGUUCAUGAUCUUGGUGGUGUCUGUGUUGCGGAUGAGGUGCAAGUAGGACUUGGGAGACUUGGGAAAGAAGGGUACUGGGGUUUUGAGAGGCAAGGCGUAGUUCCAGAUAUUGUAACAAUUGGUAAACCUCUUGGGAAUGGACAUCCAGUAUCUUGUGUUGUAACAACAAAUGAAAUUGCAGAAGCAUUUGAACAUACUAAAGUUCCAUAUUUUAGCACAUUUGGAGGAAAUCCAGUUUCAAUGUCCAUAGCUUUAUCUGUUUUAAAUGUUAUUGAAGAAGAAAACCUCAUUGAAAAUGCUGAAAGAGUUGGAAAUUUUUUACGAGAGGAGCUUAAAAUGUUACAGCUUAAAUUUCCUAUUAUAGGCGAUGUGAGGGGAAUUGGAUUGUUUGCUGGAAUAGUUUUGACCAAGAAUAGAGAGACUCGAGAACCUGCAACUGAGAUUGCUAAAAAAGUUUGUUACAGAAUGCGUGAUCAUCGUAUUCUUAUCAGUCGAGACGGACCUGGUGAAAAUGUUUUAAAAAUUAAACCUCCAAUGGUCAUCACUAUAGAAGAUAUGCGUUGUUUUUUAAAUGUUUUGGAAACAAUCUUAAAUGAACUUUACGAAGAAAAAGUUUUAUAAAAAAAGUUAAAAAUUGUUUUUUUCAAACUAUGUUAAUUAAAUAUAUGAAUUUAGGGCCUGACACUUGUUUCAAAGAUCUUUUACUUUUGAGAAUUUGUGUCUUUUUAAAAUCUUUUUUUUUUAAUCA
Molecule: messenger RNA, 1770 nt
Organism: Hydra vulgaris (swiftwater hydra)
Lineage: Eukaryota; Metazoa; Cnidaria; Hydrozoa; Anthoathecata; Hydridae
Product: ethanolamine-phosphate phospho-lyase
Molecular function (GO): pyridoxal phosphate binding; transaminase activity
Source: RefSeq, a predicted model, not a curated record